This is a messenger RNA of Corticium candelabrum, 1778 nucleotides long. RefSeq lists its product as uncharacterized. The transcript is spliced from 2 exons. The record is from RefSeq and is a predicted model, not a curated record. The coding region runs from base 101 to 493 and encodes 130 amino acids. NCBI's taxonomy places the organism in Eukaryota, Metazoa, Porifera, Homoscleromorpha, Homosclerophorida, Plakinidae.
UUGUUCUCACUCUUUUGUAAGAAGAAUAGCGCUCCAUGUCCACUACUGUAUAAGAGCAAAGCAGGAGAAGUUGGUGCAGGGCCACUUGCUGACGACAGCGAUGUUCGAUGAGCUGGCCGAAUUCAAGGACUGUGUGUGCUGGCAUAGUUGUUAUGACCACCAAGAAGAUGCUAGUAGGGUAUCAAGCAGGUUGUCUCUGGGCUUGAUACGGUGCAACGAAAACUUCAGGCAAGGCAUGAUGGAAAUUGUUCGUUAUGUAAACGAACAGUAUGUUCCUUAUGUUGACAAGAAACAUGUACUACGAGUUCAGUUCACAGGAGAUCAGAAAACUGCUGAAAGAAUUCAAUCCACUGUUACCUCUGCUCUGCAUGAGGAGACUGAGUAUGACAGGAUGGCUGGGUUAUUUACUCAUUCUGAAGAUUUCCAUUGUUCCGUGGCCUUUGUUGAUCUCAUACCAAAGUUUUUGAGAUGGGCACUCUUCUUCCAACAUUGAAACUUUUGCCAACUGGGUCAUUCAGUUCUGCAGAGGAGAAACAUUCCGGUUGAUGUCAAACACCACUUUCAACGGUGUAAUGCUUUUGUUGAAGAUAUAUUAGAAGGCUAUGUUGUGGCAUGUGCAAUGUGUUGCUUUGGUAUCAGUGAUGUCACUGAUGAAAUUUCUGUAGCUGACUCACUUCGCGUAUCUGAUAAAUCUGAAUGGUUACUAGCUGAGAUAGCCAAGAUUGUUGAUCCCUUUGUUUCUCAUGUGUUGUGAGACAGUGUAGCAAGCAUGACAUCAGACUUUCAUGAUCUGGCAUUGGGCAUUGAGGUUCCAUCAACAAAGGCAUACAGCAAAAGGAGAAAAAGGGUAAGCAAAAAAUCUGUUAGUUUUCACGUGUCCACCAUGCAUCAAUUGCAGUCACAGCCAAUACAGCCUGGUGAAGUAAUAUUCUGUUAUCUUGCAACAUGUGCAGCUGCAUUCACAAGCUCAGCGCUUUUCAUGACCCUCAGAAAUCUUUGCAUCUGGGAACUCUAGGGAUGGCAACAAUUCAGCCACAACAUUUACAGCAGUCACAAGUUAUUGAAGAUCGCAGUUUCUACUAUGCACAAAAUUUUGUAGCAAUGGCUUUGAAUUUCAGAGAUGCAGUAAAAGAAAUGCAUGACCCCCGACUCUUUCGCCUUUGGGAAUUGAAGAUGUUGUACUUCAAAGAAGCAGGUAGAAACAAGUAUGCAAGUGAAGACUUUUGCUUUCAGGCUGACCAAUAUGCACUACUAAGUGAUCAUGAGGCCUAUCAACAAUUCUGGAAUAGAGGCUGUAAUUAAUACACAUGGUGAUCAAGUCAACAACAUAUCUCUUUAUCUGAUAGUAGAACACUGCAGCAGCAACUUGAAAUAUAUGAUCCGACACCAUGGUGCCAAUGUGACCUUUAGUUCUGUUCAAACAGCAAGCAGGUGUGCCAAGCAAGCAGAAGAUUAAUUUUGAUGUGUUUGUCCAUCAAACCGGAUGCAAGACACCAUUCAUUUGCUGACUGGAAAGCUGAUGUUGCCAAAUUAGCUCAAGUGUUGCUUGAGAAUAAUUUAACAACUCGCGACUCAAGAGGUCGAUCACAUGGAAAAUUUCCAAAUUUUUCUCUCUCUAUUCUUGGUACCCUUGACCACUAAGUUAUGCAAGUGGCUAAAAGAGAGUAAUAGAUUUGAAUCAAUUGUUUGAGCUUUGUGCUCGUUUUAAGUAAAGUGUAGUUUCAUAUAUGCAGGGUUUGCCCCAGGAUUUUUUAGCAUGGCAGGCUGUCCCAUUUAGA